This is a messenger RNA of Diceros bicornis minor, 2257 nucleotides long. RefSeq names its product Rho GTPase activating protein 40 (gene ARHGAP40). Gene Ontology annotation, molecular function: GTPase activator activity. Gene Ontology annotation, cellular component: cytoplasm. Lineage: Eukaryota; Metazoa; Chordata; Mammalia; Perissodactyla; Rhinocerotidae. The record is from RefSeq and is a predicted model, not a curated record. The transcript has 15 exons. Gene Ontology annotation, biological process: regulation of small GTPase mediated signal transduction; signal transduction; regulation of actin filament polymerization. Bases 1 to 2058 code for a protein of 685 amino acids.
AUGGCAGAGCCUGCCCUUCUCCCUGCCGCCCAGAUGGAGAGGCUGGCCCCCUUCUCCCUGGCCUCACCGUGUCCCCGGAUCCCGCGGGCCCGCAUCGCCAGACAACCAGGGCGCUGUGCCCGGCGCCGGGCAGACCUGGGCUGCAGCUCUGGCCCCUCCUCAGGCCCAAUGAACCAGCCUCCCCAGAAGAACCCCCCGCCAGCGCGCCCUGCCGAGUGCUCCGGCCCCCGGCUGUCCCCAGUGCAGAGCUCGUCCAUGGAUGGCUUUUGGAUGGAGGUGGAGCGGAUCCAGCAGAGGGAUGAGCUGAAGGAAGAGGACAGCAGCGGGGGUGAAGGCCGGCCCCCAGAGGAAGGAGAGGCCGAAUCCCGGUGGCUGCAAGACACAGGCCUGUCGGGCCUCCUUGGAGGCCUGGGCUUGGACAGUCAUCACCAGGGGCUCCUGUCCACCCUCACACAGACCCAGGUGGCUGCUGUGUGCCGCCGGCUGGAUAGCUAUGCCCGCUCAGCCCGAAGACGACACAAGGCACCUGUCAGAGAUGUCAGGGACAUCUUUGGGGUCUUCCAUUCAGGGGAAAUGACUUCAGAGAAUGGGGACUCGGGUAUGAAAUGGACCCAGCUCAGUUCCGGGACUUCUACGUCUCCUCCAGUGGCAGCAGAGCCAGAGGGGCCACAGGCGCAGGCUGGGAGGGAGGAAGCCUUCCACAUGGACUCUGCCUACUCGGAACAAGCUGCGUUGCUCCUGCAGAGGGGCGUGACCUCCCCGGGUGGCGCCUGUGCCUGGAGCAAGGGUUCCCUGCCGAGGUUUAGGAUCCCCAAAGGCAGACUUGGCUUGACAAGGAUAGGAGACCUGUCCUCGCAGGACAUGAGGAAGAUCCCCGCGUUGGCCCUCAUCGAGCUGACCGCGCUCUGUGACGUCCUGGGCUUGGACCUGAAGAGGAGCAAGGCAGGGAAGCGCAAGGCCGCAGAAACUCGCCUUUUCGGCGUGCCCCUCGAUGCCCUGCUAGAAGCUGACCGCAGAGCCCUCCCCAGCACCCAGGUCCCACUGGUCCUUCAAGCCCUGCUGUCCUGUUUGGAGAAGCGAGGGCUGGACACGGAAGGCAUUCUCAGGGUGCCUGGAUCCCAGGCCAGGGUCAAGGGGCUGGAACGAAAGCUGGAGAGAGAUUUCUACACUGGCCUUUUUAGCUGGGACGACGUUCACCACAACGAUGCGUCCGAUUUGCUCAAAAGGUUCAUCCGGGAGCUGCCGGCGCCUCUGCUCACUGCUGAGUAUCUCCCAGCCUUCACCGUGGUGCCCAACAUCCCCGACCUGAAGCAGCGCCUGCAGGCCCUUCACCUGCUCAUCCUGAUCCUCCCGGAACCCAACAGAAACGCCCUGAAGGCCCUCCUGGAAUUCCUCAGGAAGGUGGUGGCCCGGGAGCAGCGCAACAAGAUGACGCUGUGGAACGUUUCCACGGUGAUGGCCCCUAAUCUCUUCCUGCACCGAGGGCGGCCCCCCAGACUCCCCAAGGGCAAGGAGAAGCAGCUGGCAGAGGGGGCAGCUGAGGUGGUACAGAUGAUGGUGCACUACCAGGAUCUGCUCUGGACGGUCGCCUCUUUCUUGGUAGCCCAGGUGCGAAAACUGAACGACAGCAGUGGCCAGCGCCCCCAGCUCUGCGACGGGGGCUUCAAGACCUGGCUGCGAAGAGUACACGCAGACAGGGACAAGGCGGGGGAUGGCCUCGAGGCGACUCCCAAAGUGACAAGGAUCCAGGUGGCCUGGCCUAUCAAAGAUCCCCUGGAGGUGCCCCUGACCGCUGGUACCAAAGUGGCCCACGUCCUCAGGCAGUUCACAGAGCGCCUCAGCCCCGGUUCACAGGGUCAAGAGGGCAAUGAGGACACAGACAGCCUCCUCCCACGCAGCGGGUCCAUGAAGUCAGUCGACAUCCUCCUCUAUGAAGUUGGAGGGAACAUCAGUGAGCAUCGCCUGGACCCAGAUGCCUACCUCUUUGAUCUGUAUCGUGCCAACCCCCAUGGCGAAUGGGUCAUUAAACGGAGCCCCACCUAUGCCUUGGGACUCUAAGGAGCAGCCCGGAUGCCACACCCCUGCCCCUGUGGGCUCUGUACCCAUGUGCCCAGCAUGGGAGCACAGCUGUUUGAGGGGAAGGUCUGGAUCUUCCUCCAAGGCGUGGUCUCUGAAAUGCCUCUCAGAUCCUCCCCACAGAACCUCGAACACAGAGCCCUCACUCCAUGCGCUCCCCAGUCCUCAGGACAGUCGGCUC